UUAUUGAAUAUAAUAUUAUCUUGGAAUAUUUAAACAAAAACAGAGAGAAAAAUUUACAAUAGGUAUUGAUGGAAGAAAAUACAAAGGUCAUAUAAUAUUAUCAGUAGAAAUAUCAAUUAAUCUAUCCUGUUACGCGUCACGUUUCAAAAAAUACGUUAAUUAAAAUUUUAUCUUUAAAAAAAAUUAUAUUCACAAUUUUGUUCACAUAUUAUUUAAUAUUUCUCUCAAAAUGGCUGCAGUAAUUCCCGCAGUUUCACGGUUAUCUAAUAGAAUAAUUAGAAUUUUGGGCUGCAAUCCAGGACCUAUGACUUUACAGGGUACAAAUACGUAUUUAAUUGGCACUGGAAAGAAUCGAAUUCUCUUGGACACUGGUGACAAAGAUGUUCCAGAGUACCAGAAAAACUUAUCAGAAGUUGUAAGUUCUGAACAAGUGAAUAUUGAGCACAUAAUUGUUACACAUUGGCAUCAUGACCAUAUUGGAGGAGUGGAGAAUAUCUUUGGGACUAUUGCAAAAAACCCAAAAAUCUGGAAACAUAGAAGGGACACUAACGAUGCAGCAGAUCCAGACAUACCCACCAUUAAAAUGAACUGGCUCUCUGAUGGACAGGAGAUCAAAGUAGAGGGAGCUACUCUCAAAAUCCACCACACACCAGGUCACACCACAGACCAUGUUGUUCUUACUUUAUUGGAGGAAAAUAUUUUAUUUAGUGGUGAUUGCAUUCUUGGUGAAGGCACUGCUGUUUUUGAAGAUCUAUUCACAUAUAUGAAGAGUUUGAAUAGAAUAUUGGAAUUGCAACCUGGUGUUAUCUAUCCAGGCCAUGGUAAUGUUGUGGAGGACCCUCUGGAAAAAAUAAAAUAUUACAUAGCACAUAGGAAUCAAAGAGAGGAACAAAUACUACAGGCACUCAAAAACAAUGCAGAUAAACAAUUAAAUGAGAUGGAUUUAGUCAAAAUGAUUUAUCGUGAGACACCAGAACAUUUGUGGCCCGCGGCAGCUUAUAAUGUUAAUCACCACUUGACAAAGUUGACUAAAGAAAAGAAGAUAAAAUUAAUCAAUAUUGAUGAUGAGAGUAAAUGGCAAUAUAUUCCAUUACAAAGUAAUUUAUAAAUGUUAAUAUUUUGUUAUGUGUUGUUGGUUUAAAUUUUAUAUGUAAUAAACGAUUUUGGAUUA
Molecule: messenger RNA, 1171 nt
Organism: Colias croceus (clouded yellow)
Lineage: Eukaryota; Metazoa; Arthropoda; Insecta; Lepidoptera; Pieridae
Product: beta-lactamase-like protein 2 homolog
Exons: 4
Coding region: 230-1108 (292 amino acids)
Cellular component (GO): mitochondrial matrix
Molecular function (GO): RNA endonuclease activity; single-stranded RNA binding
Source: RefSeq, a predicted model, not a curated record